CUGGAAAAUUGCUGAGAAACACACACACCCAAGUGAAAGUGUUCCAAUGCACUGACUGUGGAAAGAGUUUUAACCAGUUACACAGCUUGAAAAAGCAUCUCACCAUUCACAGUGGGGAGAAACUGUACCCGUGUCCAGUGUGUGGAUGAGACUUAAACUGAUCAUCAAACUUGGAGAGAGAAAAGGACACCUGCACCAUGGAGAAGCCGUGGAAAUGUGAGGACUGUGGGAAAGGAUUUAAUUACCCAUCCCAGCUGGAAAGCCAUCGAUGCAGUCACACCAGGGAGAAGCCGUUCACCUGCUCUGAGUGUGGCAAGGGAUUCACAGUGUUAUAUAACCUCCAGAGACACCUGCUGACUCACACUGGGGAGAAGCCAUUCAGCUGCAUUUCCUGUGGAAAGAACUUCAGGCAGUCAUUCAGCCUUAUUUCACACCUGCGAGUUCACACUGGGGAGAGGCCGUUCACCUGCUCUGUGUGUGGGAAGGGAUUCACUCAGUCAUCCAACCUGCAGACACACCAGCGAGUUCACACUGGGGAGAGGCCAUUCACCUGUUCUGAGUGCGGGAAGGGAUUCACUCAGUUAUCCCACCUGCAGACACACCAACGAAUUCACACGGGGGAGAGACCAUUCACUUGCUGUGAGUGUGGGAAGGGAUUCAUUCAGUCAUCUGACCUGCUGACACACCAGCGAGUUCACAAGGGGGAGAGACCGUUCACUUGCUCCGAGUGUGGGAAGGGUUUCACACAGUCAUCUAAGCUGCUGAUACACCAGAGGAUACAUACUGGAGAGAGGCCAUUCACCUGCCCUGUAUGCGGGAAGGGAUUCACUGGGUCCUCUGACCUGUUAAAGCACCAGCAAAUUCACACUGAGGAGAGGCCGUUCAGUUGUAACUUCUGUGGAAAGAGAUUCAGGUCUUCAUCCCACCUCAAUGUACACCAACGAGUGCACACUGGAGAGAGACUGUUCACCUGCUCUGAGUGUGGGAAGAAAUUCACUGAGUUAUCUCACUUCACUGCGCACCAGCGAGUUCACACUGGGGAGAGGCCGUUCACCUGCUCCAAGUGUGGGAAGGGAUUCACUCAGUCAUCCAACCUGCUGAGACACCAGCGAGUUCACACUGGGGAGAGACCAUUCACUUGCCCCGAUUGUGGGAAGGGAUUCACUCAGUCGUCCAACCUGCUGAAGCACCAGCGGGUUCACACUGGAGAGAGGCCAUUCACCUGUCCUGUAUGUGGGAAAGGAUUCACUGGAUCCUCUGAUGUGCUAAGUCACCAGCGAAUUCACACUGAGGAGAGGCCAUUUGGCUGUACUUCCUGUGGAAAGAGAUUCAGGUCUUCAUCCAACCUGCAGACACACCAGCGACUUCACACUGGAGAGAGGCCGUUCACCUGCUCCGAGUGUGGGAAGGGAUUCACUCAGUUACCUCACCUGCUGAGACACCAGCGACUUCACACUGGGGAGAGGCCAUUCACCUGCUCCAAGUGUGGGAAGGGAUUCACUCAGUCAUCCCACCUGCUGGCACACCAGCGAGUUCAUAAGUGUCUACAGGGAUUGGAUUCUGCUGUUAUUGCUGCUGUAAAUCAUAUCCAGGACUGAACCAUGUUCAUUCUGACAGUUGGGGUUUGUUUCUGCUGAUGUUAAUAAUCCCUGUAACUGGGCUGAAGUUUAAUAUUCUGGAUGUUCUUAGGGCUGCAGUGUUCUUUUAAGAACCACUCUUCUUUUCCAUAAGUCAGGAACUCGCAUCAGAAAUUAGUUUGCAACAAGGUUCUGAUCUUUUACUUCAAUCCUAAAUUGAUCUUUGGUACGAACUCUACAAAUCAGAGAUUUCCCUGAUUAACAUCUCCAGUUAGAAUGUGCUGAUUAAUCCUUGCGAACAGUUCCUACUGACUUGCUCAUUACUCACAGUGACACCUCCAUUAUCCAUCAGAAAGAAGGGGAUUGGGAAUUGGGGGAGAGUAGAGAUGUUACCUCCCCCUAUGGUACAGAAAUCCCCUCGGCACGGGAAUAGAGACAAGUUCAUUCCAAGUAACGGACUGUAAGAAAUCGCUCUCUGAUAACUCUAUUAAAUCUUCAGAAAUUUAUGCAAUAUGAUAAAAUAACAGCUCACUCUCUCUCCAUUAAUAAGAUAGCUUCCAUAGCAGCUUGCUGGCUGACAAACACAGGACAGGCCUGUUAUCUCUGCCAAGGACAUGUCUCUAGCACAGGCCCUGAAACAAGACAUUUCUAACCCUGAUACGAUUGGAUCUCAUGACCCAUAUGUAAACCAGCUGUCUGUGUAAAGGUUAAAACAGGCUCUCGAGAGCACAGAGAUAUUGACGUGAUCCACACUGGCUUCAGCCCAACACCCACGUUCUGGCUCACACCAGUUGACCGUUCAGAGGAGACUGCCACCACCAGCUACAGAGACCAGCACUGGCUCUGUAUCAUCCAUCCAUUGUCCUCUGGGACCAGUAAACUGUUCUCACCUGUCACAGGUCAUGUGUUUUUCCCACCUAUUUAGCUUGGCAUCAUAUUUAAACUUGCUUCUCAGUAAACUACUUUCAAAUCGCUUCUGAGGUCGACCUCCUUUUCGGGUAAUCUGUGACGCCCAAACCGAAAUCUUACAAGUGGCGUUAGGAAUGGGAUCACAGUGGUCAGGAUCAUAGGGCAGAAUUUUCAGGGUGACAUUCGGUGGGGGCGGGGGGGGC
Carcharodon carcharias (great white shark) is the source of this 2689-nucleotide messenger RNA. Its product is annotated as gastrula zinc finger protein XlCGF57.1-like. The record is from RefSeq and is a predicted model, not a curated record. Gene Ontology annotation, molecular function: DNA-binding transcription factor activity; RNA polymerase II cis-regulatory region sequence-specific DNA binding. The transcript has a single exon. Lineage: Eukaryota; Metazoa; Chordata; Chondrichthyes; Lamniformes; Lamnidae. Bases 198 to 1598 code for a protein of 466 amino acids. Gene Ontology annotation, biological process: regulation of transcription by RNA polymerase II.